AUGCGCCAGGUACCUGCCCCGGGGCGCUUGUUCCAAUGGGAAGUGAGCGCGAACCGCACCUCAACCUGCCCGGUGACGUCACGACGCUGGGGCGAACGCUGGGCCAAUAGGAGGCCGUCACGGGCAGGGGGCGGGGCCCAAGGAGUUGGGGCUGGGCUGCAUCGAGACAGUUGGCGGAGUCCUCGGCGCCCGGGUGUGCAGGACACGAGGGCCGCGCUGCGGAGGUGGCUCCAGGUCGAGGCUUCCAGUCGCCGGCACUUCCUCCUGCCGUGCCCGUGCGCGGCCGUCUCGGCGGGCGGGAUGGCGGCGGCCCGUGGGAGCAGUAGCGCAUCCGCGCCGCCGCCGCUGCUGCUCCUGCUGGUUCUGCUGCUCUGGGCCCCGGGCGGCGUGCGGGCGGCCCUCGAUGAGGAGCUGAGCCACAAGAACAAGGAGUCCGCAGUCCCUGCUCAGCAGGGCCUUGAGCCGGCUCGGGCCGAGAAAGGAAUCACACCAGCAGCUCCAGUUCACACAAAUAAUGAAGAUUCAGCCACCUCCACAGAUCUGGGAUUUGUCCAUGCAUUUGUGGCUGCUAUAUCAGUGAUCAUUGUUUCUGAGUUGGGGGACAAGACGUUCUUCAUCGCCGCCAUCAUGGCCAUGCGGUAUAACCGGCUGACAGUGUUGGCAGGGGCCAUGCUUGCCUUAGGCCUAAUGACGUGUUUAUCAGUGUUAUUUGGCUAUGCCACCACAGUCAUCCCCAGGGUGUAUACGUACUAUGUUUCAACUGCCCUGUUUGCCAUUUUUGGGAUUAGAAUGCUUCGGGAAGGCUUAAAGAUGAGUCCGGAUGAGGGUCAAGAGGAACUAGAAGAAGUCCAAGCAGAAAUAAAGAAGAAAGAUGAAGAACUUCAGCGAACUAAACUCUUAAAUGGACCAGGAGAUGUUGAGACUGGUACAAACACCACAAUACCUCAGAAAAGGUGGCAGAAUUUUAUUUCACCCAUCUUCGUUCAAGCUCUUACAUUAACAUUCUUAGCAGAGUGGGGUGAUCGCUCUCAACUAACUACAAUCGUCUUGGCAGCAAGAGAGGAUCCCUAUGGUGUAGCAGUGGGAGGAACAGUGGGACACUGCUUAUGCACCGGCUUGGCAGUCAUUGGAGGAAGAAUGAUAGCCCAAAAAAUCUCCGUCAGAACUGUGACAAUCAUAGGAGGCCUCGUGUUUUUGGCGUUUGCAUUUUCUGCACUAUUUAUAAGUCCUGAUUCUGGUUUUUAA
Molecule: messenger RNA, 1245 nt
Organism: Elephantulus edwardii (Cape elephant shrew)
Lineage: Eukaryota; Metazoa; Chordata; Mammalia; Macroscelidea; Macroscelididae
Gene: TMEM165
Product: transmembrane protein 165
Exons: 7
Coding region: 1-1245 (414 amino acids)
Biological process (GO): Golgi calcium ion transport; calcium ion transmembrane transport; Golgi calcium ion homeostasis
Cellular component (GO): Golgi apparatus
Molecular function (GO): calcium ion transmembrane transporter activity; manganese ion transmembrane transporter activity
Source: RefSeq, a predicted model, not a curated record